Molecule: messenger RNA, 1654 nt
Organism: Hydra vulgaris (swiftwater hydra)
Lineage: Eukaryota; Metazoa; Cnidaria; Hydrozoa; Anthoathecata; Hydridae
Product: zinc finger protein 260
Biological process (GO): regulation of transcription by RNA polymerase II
Molecular function (GO): DNA-binding transcription factor activity, RNA polymerase II-specific; RNA polymerase II transcription regulatory region sequence-specific DNA binding
Source: RefSeq, a predicted model, not a curated record
UUUAUAAUAAAUCCGGUACCUUCGCAAGAAAAUUGUUGAGCAAAAACCACGCCGUUGCUAUAAACUAAUGCGUAAAAUAGAAAUAAAAGUUGAAAUAAAACAGUUUUCUUUUUCAUUUUUUUCAAGAUCUCGAGAAGAUUUCAAUCUUGUAAAAAGUUACAAAUUUUGAAAAACUUUGGUUGGGUGUAGCAAGAACUUAUGUCAUAGAUAGUUAGUUCAACAUGGAAAUAUACGAUGAAAGUUCGUUAACUCCUUAUGAACUCUUAAGGCAAAACAAUAUCAUAAGGAAUUACGAGUUUAUGAAAGCUUGUGGUUUACCUGUUAAGCCCUUGGUUUAUAUCAAACAAAACAAAGAUAAAGUUACACCAGAUUUUACAAGAAAAGUUGAAAGUCAAAAGAAGUUUUUAGAAUUAAAAAAGCAAUUAAAAAAAAAGACUGUAAAGAAAACUGAAUCAACUUCUGAAAAUUUAAUACGUAAAAGGCAAAGAAUAAGUAAAUAUGAAGAGAUUAAAAAUAAAAGAUAUCCAAAACGAGGAACUAGGAAAAACUACAAAGAGGCUGAUGUUCCUGAUGAAGAUAUUCAUAACAGCAAAAGUAAGGUAAACAAUAUAUCAACACAUGUAAAAAUUUGCUCUGGUGGGAAACCAUUCAAAUGCACUUACUGCGAUUAUGAAUGCAUACAAAAAUAUAAUUUAGUAAGACACGUUAAAAUUCACACUGGUGAGAAACCAUUCAAAUGCACAUACUGCGAUUAUGAAUGCACACAAAAAACUCAUUUAACGAGACAUUUAAAAUUUCACUCUGGUGAGAAACCAUUCAAAUGCACUUAUUGCGAUUAUAAAUGCACACAAAAAAGUACUUUACCAAGACAUGUUAUGACUCACACUGGUGAGAAACCAUUCAAAUGCGCUUACUGCGAUUAUAAAUGCGCACAAAAAAGUGAUUUAACAAGACAUGUUAAAACUCACACUGGUGAGAAAAAUUAGUUAAUCAGACAUGCAAAUUAGCAACUAGUGAGAAACUUUUAAUAUGUACUUAGUGUGAAAAAAAAACUGUCAAUAUUUGUACUGAUUAAAAGCAAAUAUAGUUUUUACCGUUUCAUAUCGAAAUUAUUUAAUUGAGUUCAGAUGCCCUCCACAAGCUGACUGUUGUGUAAUGUCUAAAUUGGUAAGGCCAUGGAAUCUUGCAGGAUUUCCUAUCAUAACCUUGGAAAAUAUCAGAAAGAAGAUUGAUGAGCAAAAAAUGAAGAUUGAUUGAGCAAAAGGAAUAACACAAAAAUAGUAAAAGGAACAACCCAACAGAUACAAAAAGGAAUGAGGAAUUUUUUGAAAAAAUGUUAAAAUGCUUUUGGAUAAGUAAGAAAAAAGAAGAACUAAUUGAAGAUGUUAUAAAAGACAGGGGGAAGGACAUCCAAAUCCAAAAAUGAAGAUAUCGUGUUUAUCUUGGACCAACUUGGAAAUAGGAUGGAAAAAAUAGGAACAAAUGAUAAAAGGUUUAAGAGAUCUUGCAAAAAAUUGUGUUCCACGUUAAACAUGAAAAUUAAACUAAACAAUGGUAGCAAUCUAUAUGGUUUAGAAAACUCUUCAAGUAGUGAUAAUAAUUCUGACUGUGAAUAUGUAGCAGAUAUAAAAAAAGAACAAUCUGCCUCUGUUAU